Messenger RNA from Catharus ustulatus (Swainson's thrush), 6762 nucleotides. It is a transcript of the gene CDHR2, whose product is annotated as cadherin related family member 2. The record is from RefSeq and is a predicted model, not a curated record. Lineage: Eukaryota; Metazoa; Chordata; Aves; Passeriformes; Turdidae. The coding region runs from base 2419 to 6708 and encodes 1429 amino acids. The transcript is spliced from 33 exons. Gene Ontology annotation, cellular component: plasma membrane. Gene Ontology annotation, molecular function: calcium ion binding; cell adhesion molecule binding. Gene Ontology annotation, biological process: homophilic cell-cell adhesion.
GCUUGGCUGUCCUGAGUUCCUGCAUCAGUGUUAGAGGGCUCUGGGAGAGCUCCCCAGCACCAGCAGCUUCCUUGGAUUUUUUAGCAGCCUCUGGACACAUCAGCCUGGCAUCCUACAGGCUGUGCCUGCAUGGUGGGUACACAAACCCUUUGGACAACCAAUUACCCACACACAGCAGGUGACAAACCAUGUUUCUCCAGACUCUGGUCCAAGCAGGGAGCCAAGGGAUGGUGGGAAAAUCCCGUGCCCCAGCUCCUCAAUAAAGAGGUGAAAACCCCACAAGCAUCCAGAAGGCGAGCUUUUCUGCCGAAAACCAGUGCCGUGCGCCUGCCACCAGCACCUCCCGAGCCGUGCCCCGCGGCCAGCCUCACGUGACAGUGGAGUGGAUGCACACAGGAGGAGUGGCUGUAGUGACAGCGUUACAGCUUGUGUCCAACACACAGCUGAGCCCAGCAAAUCCCAGCACUCUGCAGCUCUCCUUUACAAACUCCACACACUGCGCAGGUACACGGGCGUCAGUGAAAGCUCGGUGCCCACAGCCCCAGGAAAAUGACACCUAGAGGGAGACUGCCCAGUGAGUAUGGGGCUCCCAAACUCUGAUGUCCACUAGCACAAGGACUGGCCCACACCAAGCUCCAGGGACCAAGGAGAGCUGUUCUUACACCAGCCCAAAUUGCCCAGGGCCAGCCCCUCUGCUAUUUCAGCACACAUGUUCCCGGCAGGAAGCAGGGACACCCGGCAGGAUAAGCAGGACUUCACCCUAACUCUGCUCUGAGUGACUUUACAUCAUUCCCCACUCUACCCUGGGUGGCAGGACUCGAGCAGUUCUGCAGACAACCUGGGAGAAAAGUGCUGCGAGCUGAAGCCCAGCCCUUACCUGCCAGCUGUUAUUUCAUCCCCCUAACAGGUCCAUAAACCAAGGAUAAUUAAAUCUCUCCUAAACUCUCUUCCAUUUAAAAUAAAAAUCUAUAGUCCCUAUUUCAUUAGCUGGCUCUGGGUUUUACAGCUUGAUCAAUUCCCCUCACAGGGCCCUGGUCCCGGACAAAUGCAAACACGCAGCUUCCACGGUGUGGAUCAAUGGGAUUCGCAAAGUCUCCCACCCCAUUCCUUGUUCCUCACUCACCAAUGGGAGCCACACAGCGCAGCAGGCAGGGACAGUGACUUUCACUGCUCAGGGGAACACCACUGCCACGCACUUCAGAGGUCAGAGCUAACGCCUGGCAAGAACAGAGGCAGCAGCGAUGCUCCCUCUCCAGUGAAGAACACAGCCAUGGCCCUAAAGGCAAAGCAGCCCAGCAUGCCAGCAGGGUGACAUCUCCCUGUUUGCUCAAGGGACAAGACUCAGCUCCCACAGCUGACAGCUGGAGUCAGAGCCCACCACAAGCACCAGCUGGGAUCCAAGAGCAGUCACCACUUCUCUGACCUCCCUGCACACAAAGCGGAAGAGGCUCGUCACUGAGACCCAGGCACACAGCUCAGUGUUUCCUGCCCUUCCCAGCCUCUGCUGCUGCCCUGCCACACAACACCUUCCCCCUGCCAGCCUACCAGGCUCCAGAUGGCUCUUGCCACCCCUGCAAGCCUCUCCCUCCGCUGCAGCAGGAGCUUCCAGAGCCUGGCAGCAGAUGGAGGGACCACAGCAGCAGCCAGAGCUGCUGAGAGCAUCCAGGCAGAGCCCACAGAGUGGACAUCAGAGUGCUGGGCAGCCCCUGGCCUGGGCCAGCACCCAGGUGCCUCCCAGCACCUAUCACAUCAUUUCCCUCUGUUCCAGGUGCACAUCCCUUCCUCCCAUCUUUGCUCAGCCAGAAAGCAGCAAGUUGCCACAGUCCAAAUCCUGUCAGUGCCAGGACACACCACGAUGGCAGCUGCAGAGGGAAGGUCCGGCAGCCUCAGCUCCAGUGAGCUCCGUCCCGGCCACACAAUGCCAGUGACAGACAGACCACACCACCAGGGCCCAAAUCCUGAUCUGUACUCCAACCAGCUGGUAUGUGCAAGGGGAAUAUCAGGACAGAUUUCUGGGACACAAAAAAGCCACCACUUGGAGACUGUCCAGCUCCAAGCAAGCCUAGGGGAACAAAGCUUUGCCACCCCACUGAGACUCCCUGCCUGGCUGCGUGCAGGGAGGUGGCACUGGAGCCUCCCAAACACACACAGGUGCCUCCUGCCUCACCUCCCAUGCCAACACCUGCCCUGUCUCCACUGGCACCGUGUCCCAAUGCAGGGGGGAUGGAGGGGCCACAGUUCACCUGCUAAACCUAACCCACUGCUCAAGGGGUGUGACACCACCUGGCCAGCCCGAGAGCAGACACCCAAAGGUGACAAACAAAGGCGCCCAGCAGGCACUCCGCAUUAGCAGUAUUUUUAGACACCACUAUGGAGCCGGCCUUAUUAUUUUCAUUGCAACGUGCAUAAUUACCCACCAUGCACCGCAGUGACAUCAGACGCAGCCGGCUCUCCUCCGACAGCUGCUCCUCCUCCCGGGGCUCCUGCCUGGCCCCGGGGACCCACCUGCCCUGCCAGGCUCUGCCUUGCGCAUCUCCCCGGGGCACAACACCCACCUCGAGGGGGGCCUCGAGGUCCUGGGGCAUCAGAGGGGCACAGGUGCAGGUGACAGAGGGACAGAGCAAGGCACUGGAGCAAGACAGCAAGAAGGCAAGCGCAGGGAUGAUCUUUGGAGGUGCAGGCACACACAGCCAGUUGUGGUGGAGCACGGGGCCUGUGCAGAGCUGGUGGACAAGGAGGCAAAGGUCUGGCAGUGUCAAGAUGCAAGUGCAGAGGCAGCAUCCCCAGGGACACAGCCACAGGCGUCCUGGCAGGAUGGCAUGGCGCUCUUUGGUGCUGCUGCCCUUUCUCCUGGCAACAGUUUCAGGCAACACAGUUCCCUUCAUCAACACCACCAUCGUCCACGUGCCUGAGGACCUGCAGCUGGGCCAGUUUGCUUUCCAGCUGGUAGCUUAUGACAUAGACAAGGACCCUCUCACCUACCAAAUCGGAGGGACAGACGCCCUCUACUUCUCUGUCAACUCCAGCUCAGGCGAAGUGACACUGAAGAACUCCCUGGACCGUGAGGUCCAGGCCAGGCUCACCAUCACCGCCAUAGUGUCUGAUGGUGUAAAUGAUCCGGUCUCCCGGAAAAUUACCGUCAUCGUGGAUGACCGUAAUGACAACGCCCCGAUCUUCCAAAACCUGCCGUAUGUUGCCAACGUUUCUGAGAACACGAGUCCACACACCAUCGUCUACGCCGUGUAUGCCAUCGACAUCGACACUGGGAACGCCUCCAGAGUCAGCUACAGCAUCGAGGAGGUGAUCCCAGACAACACGACGAAUUUCCAGCUCUUCUACAUCCUGCCCAAUGGGAGUGUGGUGCUCAGUGGUUCCCUGGACUAUGCCAAGAACACUUUCUACCAGAUCAAGAUCCUCGCCAAGGAUGGCGGGGGAUUGCUGAACGAUGUUUGGGUCGUCCAGAACAGCUCUACUUACCUGUCUGUGAUCGUUACGGAUGUGCCCAACCUGGACCCACGGUUCCUCAAUGAGCCCUACUCAGGCUCUGUGCCUGAGAACUGCGACCUGGGCACCAGUGUGCUGACUGUCCAGGCCAUAGACCAAGACACAGGGGUGAAUGAUAAAAUCAUCUACAUCAUCACCAAUGCCAGUGUUCCUUUUGUUAUCAAUGACACAACGGGCAUCAUCACUGUGAGUGAGCCCCUGGACCGUGAGCAGCUGCCAAGCGAGCAAGUGCUGCUGCAAGUCACAGCACGUGAGGAGCAUGACGAUAUCUAUGGCAAUGUGGCCCAGACAAGCACCAUGGUGACAAUCACGGUGACUGAUGUCAAUGACAACAAGCCCCAGUUCUACAACUGCUCCGUGUCCAGCUGCAACUUCUCUGCCAGUCCUCAGAACAACUUCACGGGCAGCAUCAUAGAGCACUCCUCCACCAGACUGCCUGUGUCCAACCUCAACAUCGCUGCCCAUGACCCAGAUAAGGGCAUCAACGGCACUUUUGAGCUGAGCCUGCAGGGUCCGAAUGCCAACGCCUUCUCUGUGUUCCCCACAGAAAUUGUGGGCACAGGGGAAGUCCAGAUCCUGGUGCAAAACUCAUCCUUAGUGGACUAUGAGAUAAGCCAUGUCAUGAUGGUGCAGAUCAUUGCUAAUGACACGGGGAACCCUACAGACUGCUGCUCCACAGCCACCGUGACCAUCAACCUCAUCGACAGCAAUGACCACAUCCCUGAGUUCCCCCAGAGCACCUACAACCUGAGUGUGAUGGAGAACAGCCCCAGUGGCACCGUCAUCUCCCCAAACAUCACGGCCUAUGAUCCAGACAGCGGUGUCCUGGGCCAGAUCACCUACCAGCUGCUCCCGGAGACCAUCCUUACAACCUUCAUGGUGAACGCCACAACCGGGGCACUGCUGGUGUACAACGGGAGCUUGCUGGACCGGGAGACUCGCUCCAUCUACUACGCCAACCUCCAGGCCAAGGAUGGGGGCAACCAGGUGGGCACAACAGUGCUGGAAAUCACCGUGCUGGAUGCCAACGACAAUGCACCCAUCAUCAUUGGCUCCUACUUCAUCUCAGUGGACGAGGGGCAGAAUGUUAGUACACAGAUCCAGGCCAUCGACAAUGAUGAGUCUGGCAGCCCCAACAGCAAAUUGGGCUUCAGGAUCCUGCAAGGACCAUACAGCAACAACUUUACCAUCAAUGCAGACACAGGUGAGAUGCACAGCAUCGAGCCGCUGGACUGCGAGGCAUUGGAAGAUGAGAGUGCACAGAUGGUGGUGACAGUGAUGGUGUAUGACCACGGCGAGCCACCACUGAACAACACAGUGAACGUCACCAUCACUGUGGGGGACCUGAAUGACAACAUUCCCGUGUUCCUCAACCAGUCCUAUGAGUUCUCAGUCUUUGAAAGCUCUCCAGGGUCCUUCGUGGGUGAGGUGAACGCCACAGAUGCUGACCGGACAGAGAUCAAUUCCCGUAUUUCAUUCCAAUUUGAAAGAGGCAGUGGCUCCAGCAACUUCUUAAUCCGCUCAUCCCGCCUGGGGCCAGGGAACUACAGUGGGCAGCUGUCUGUAGACCCUGAUGUGUACCUCGACUAUGACACACUGCAGCCAAAGUUCUUCACUCUGACAGUGCUGGCAGAGAACACAGCUGCAGACAACCCAGGGGACAAGGCCAAUGUCUCAGUGAUAGUCCACAUCCUAGACGUCAAUGACGAGCCCCCCACCAUCCUGCCAGACUCACUGCAGGACGUGUCGGUGGCUGAGAACGGGACACAGCAGGGUCUGAUCCACACUCUGAACGGCUUUGACCCUGACACCAACCACUCGCUGGUCUUCGAGGAGCUGGCGGUCGCCUGCUUCAAGGGGGACAGCAGUGCUGGGGACGUGUGCUGGGACUGGUUUGUGCUGACACCCAACGGCUCAGUGCUGGUGAACAGCUCGGACAUCGACUACGAGGUGUGUGACAGCGUCCUGCUCACACUGCGGGUGGAGGACCUGUUCACUGAGAUGGGCAGCCGCUACAGCCAGAACGAAACCCUGAGGAUCAUCAUCAUUGAUGUGAAUGACAACGUACCAGUCUUCGAGGCCAUCUCAGAGACUUUUGUGAUUGUCCCUGAAGUCACUCUUGUGGACGUGCAAGUGGCUACUGUGAAGGCCACAGAUGCUGACUCGGGGCUGGGGGGAACCAUCACCUUCUCCAUUGUCAGAGUGGUGCUUGUGGAGGACAGUGGGGCCAGUCAGCCCUUUGAGAACCUCUUCAGGGUGUCCACAACGCUCGACAAUGGCACCUACAUUGGGAGCAUCCGGGUGGCCAGCAACCUUGAUGAAUCACUGAAGGGGCAAUACCAGCUGACAGUGGAGGCUAAGGAUGGCGAGGAACCGGUGCACAGAGCACAGACUGUGCUGACUAUCUUCACCGUGGAUCAGAGCUACCGCAUUCGGCUCCAGUUCGUGUCAACAGUGGAAGAACUCCAGAAGAACUCCGAAAUUAUUCGAUUGACCCUGGCCUCUGUGACCAAGACAGCAGUCCACAUGGUGGGUAUCGGACGCGUAGAGGACACCCGUGACACCCGCGCGAAUGCCAAGUCAGUGAUGGACGCCUACUUCGUGUACAGCAAUGGCACUGCCCUGGAUGCCAGUGAACUGAAUGCAGCCAUCCUGUCCGAUCCGGUGGGCUUGGCUGAGCUGGUGAAUCUGGGCCUGUUUGUCAUUGGCCCUGGGGAGGUGAUACAGCCUACCAAGGAGACAGAGCUGAUUGGCAUUAUCGCAGGAUUGGCAGCAUUCCUACUCCUCUUCAUUCUCAUCAUGACCCUGGUUUUGGUACUCACCACCAGGAGCUACAAGAGGAAGCUGAAUGCCAUGAAGGCUCUGAAGGUGGCCACAACAUUCAACCCUGCCACAGCCCAGCAGGGAGCUGGCAUCCCUGGGACCAACCAGUACAAUGCUGAGGGGGCCAACCCCAUGCUGAACCAGCCUCUCGAUCCCUCCCACGACCUGGGCUUCCACGAGGACUCCAUCUCUGUGACCAGCAUGAAUUCUCUGGAUGAAAAUACAGUAAAUGCACCAGCAGAUGACAAGUUUGAGGUUGAGCAGGUCAAAAUGAAGCCAACAGAUCCCACUGACAAGGAGGCGCUGGUGGCUGCCCUGGACCUGAAGGAGCCCACCAAAACAGCGUACCUCAACACCACCUUCACCACCACGGACUUGUGAGCGGGCUCACAGGGUGCAGCAGGGCUGGAGCGGGACUCGGGCAGCUGCUUCGGU